This is a messenger RNA of Metopolophium dirhodum (rose-grain aphid), 2997 nucleotides long. RefSeq names its product LHFPL tetraspan subfamily member 1 protein-like. NCBI's taxonomy places the organism in Eukaryota, Metazoa, Arthropoda, Insecta, Hemiptera, Aphididae. Gene Ontology annotation, cellular component: membrane. The record is from RefSeq and is a predicted model, not a curated record. The transcript has 6 exons. The coding region runs from base 399 to 1007 and encodes 202 amino acids.
CGCAGCGCGACGCACGUACUUGGUGUCACGCGGCCGAAGUCCUUAUUAUUUUCUCCGCCGCACAUGAUACGAGUUUAUUUCGUACCGAUUGAUAUUAUUGUAAAUUCGUCGUCCGGGUCGGCAAUACGCAAAUUUUUUUUCCACCCUACCGUUUUCGCCGUACAGCAGGGACAGCUGCUGCCGGCACCAUAAUAAUAUUAUUGUUGCAGGACGGUACGAUAGUGACGAGAACGGAAAAUCAAAUUAAAUUAAAUCGCGAUCGUGUGUGUGUGUGUGUGUGCGUGUAUUAGCUAGGUGUUCGUGCGCGUGUUCCCUUGGUUCUUCUUGUUGUUGUUCUUCAUCUUCUGUUCAAAAUCAUAUUGAAUUGAUUUCAUAGAUUUCGGGCGGAAUUCGCAAACAUGGCAACUACAUUAACCGUCGCUGGGAUGUGUUGGGCGACACUUUCAUUAGCAGCAUCAUUCCUAUGCAGUUUUGGAUUCUACUUACCAUUUUGGAUACAGGGUCGAUUAAUGGACAAGGCUGACGCGUACUUCAGCUCGUUCCGAAGGUGCAACUACCCCAGACUCAUGUCAGACGGAACGGUGGCGCUCGUGCACGAGUGCGGCCGAUACGCCAAAUUCAACGACAUUCCAAGUGUAUGGUGGCAGAUAAGUACGAUUCUCAUUGGAGGUGCGACUGCAAUCACGGUGAUUGUGGCGGUAUCUGCUGUAUCUGCAUGUUGCGUGACACAUGUUAUCCAAAAGUCGACAGCCAAAGUCGCCGGAUACCUACAGCUGUUAGCUGCGGCUCUCGUGAGCAGUGGUGGUGCUAUUUAUCCGAUUGGCUGGGAUAAUAGAGAAGUGAAAGAGUCCUGUGGGAACAUAUCUGGACCAUAUAAACUAGGAACGUGUCAUCUGUCGUGGUCCGUGUACAUGCUGGGCUCUUCGGUUGCGCUGCUCUUGCUGUGCUUCUACCUGAGCUUCUACUCGUCCCGCGACAGCCCUGGAAGUUCAUUUCGUUCCAUCUGAUGAGUGCACGCUCAGGCCACAGCAUCCUCCUCCACACCCGACCCAGGAUACGCCGCUGGCCAUUAUUUCUGUCGCACGUGAAACGCACAUCGCCUGCAACCACCACAACGACAACGACGACGACGACGACGACGAAACGCAAUUCAAACCAACCAUUAUCGCUCAUUGUAAACUCUAAAACAAUAAUAAAUUAUAAUAUAUUAUAUCGUAUCGUAUUCGUCGAAAAUCAUAUUAUAACGGGUAGAUACACUUAUGAUAUUGUUAUCGCAUAAUCAUCAUCAUUAUUAUUAUUGUUAUUAUAAUAUUAUAUUUCAAUAACCGUCAGUAUAGUAACUUAUGACUGUACGAAACCAUCACCGAUCAUCGUUUAUUAUUUUUUUUUUUUUUUUGCAAUUUUUGGGUCUAAAUAAUAAAAUAUUGCAUACGUAUAGAGGUACCAUACCUACGAUGAUAUGUCGUUAUGAUAGGUAUUAUUUUGUUCUACGAAAAAUCACUGUGCAGCACAACGUGUUAUUGAAUAAUAUAAUAUUAUAUUAUAUUUAAUAGUUAUGACAAUAUUAUUCAUUCAACUAAUAUUAUAACGUAGUCUUAACUGUAAACGACGUAUCUAUGCGUAUACAUAACUUAGUAUUGUUUCGAUCGAUUUGUCGUACGGAUGAUAGCGAUUGACAACUGAAAAUAAUAUUAUUAAUGAUAUCAUAAUAAUAUAUUAUAUAUUAUAUUAUCGUUGUGUAAAUAUCUGUUAUUUUAAAUUUAAAUAUUUCAUUUGUAUCUGUAUUUGUAUUUUUUUUUUUUUUUUUGUUUGUAUGUUUUUGUAUGUUUGAUGAUAGGUCGCAUUAUUAUUGCAUUGGAUUACCUAUAUUUUCCCAAAUUAGAAAAAUACUGAAAAUGUAAAAAAUAAAAUAGUUAAAUUCAGCGUAAUUAAACGUAUAAACGGCUAGCAAACAAUAUAUUUAUGGGAGAACCAUCUAUAGUAGAGGAGAAAUUAUUAUUAUUAUUUAAUUGUUUAAAAUUUCUCGUAAUCGAUAUUAAACUGUUUAGUUUGUUUGUUUACUUGUACAUAUUUUUAUUAUUAAUUUGACUACAAUUUAUGUAAUUAUACAGCAUAUUAUGAUUCAAAAUAAUUCAUUUAAAAUAAAAACUUGAUUUCCAACUAAAUAAUUCCGAUUUGUACAAAUAACAUAACUACAUAAGUUUUUUUUAUUAUUUAAUAUUGUUGUAUAAUUAACUACUAUAGCUCAUCAAAAUAUUAUAGUGUAUCGUAUCAUUUCGUUUGAUCUAAAUAACUUAAACAUAACCUAUACUAAAAAAGUUAUGGUUUUUUUUUUUUUUUUAAAUGAGAAUUUGUUGUACAGCAUAAAUUAAUUUUUAAAUAAUAAUUAAACUCUUUCUUAUGUGUGAUGUUCACCGAUGAACCGGAUGAUCCGGAUGAACACAAAAUUAAAAUUGAUCAUAAUAUUAUUCACACAAUUAUUAUUCGGUAAACAUAAUAUAUAAUAUUAUAUAUUUAUAAUAAUAUAAAUACUAUAAUCUUUAGUGUCAUAAAAUAUAAUUCACGUGUCACAUACAAUUUGUCAAAUAUACGCAAAAAUAACCAUUGUUAUAAUAAUUACCUACUAUAAUAUUAAUAUUAAUAUGCAAUAUUUAAAUAAUUACUGUUGUAGAUACUCAUUGUAUAAUAUACUACAUACCUAAGUACAUAAAAAUUAGAGUUUAUGAAAGAUGUUUACAUUUUGUUUUAUCAUUAUUAUUUAAUAAAAUAAUAUGUUCUAAUUUUUUUUUUUUAACCAGUAGUAGUGAUAGAAAUAAUUGUUAAAUUUUUUUUUUUUUUUAAUUAAAGAAACAAAAUUGAAGAAUUUUUAUUCCAAUUCGACAUAUUAUAAUUAAACCGAGUUAAAAAAAAUAUAUUCAAGUAUUAAUAUUUGUAUCAUCGUUAUUAUUAAUUGUGUUUAAAUAUAUAAAACAAAAUACACGUUAAAUACAUUUAAAU